Messenger RNA from Spizellomyces punctatus DAOM BR117, 1081 nucleotides. RefSeq lists its product as uncharacterized. The transcript has 3 exons. Lineage: Eukaryota; Fungi; Chytridiomycota; Chytridiomycetes; Spizellomycetales; Spizellomycetaceae. Gene Ontology annotation, biological process: protein transport. Bases 134 to 1009 code for a protein of 291 amino acids. Gene Ontology annotation, cellular component: trans-Golgi network membrane; recycling endosome membrane. The record is from RefSeq and is a predicted model, not a curated record.
GAUAUUUUUAGAUGAUCCUCAAAACCAGCCACGCAAUGGGCCAAAUACACAAACAGUCAUCCGAUAGGUGAAAGAGUUGAUACUCUCCCUCCAACAACACACAUUCUACUUUCCAUUUGGCCACUUUACCAACAUGGCAACCAUCAACCCUUUUACAGUCGACGACGAGCGCGAGAACCCAUUUGAAGCACCCGAAGAGCGUCCAUCCGCCAACAAUCCCUGGCAAACCGCUCCCUCUUCCUCGCACUCGCGCCAAGCCUCAUCAAAUCCGUAUGCAGGAAAAUCGAUACGAGAAUUGGACCUCGAAAAGCGAGAAGCAGAAGUCCGACUCAAGGAAGCUCAAAUCGCCGAACGGGAAAAGCAGCUCAAUGCCUUUCAAAUUCCGAAUUGGCCAAAAUUCCGGCCAAUGAUUUAUCAUGAUAUUGAAAAAGACAUACCAGAAGGUGGACGAUGGCUUGUUAGGAGGGUUUACUGGGCGUGGUAUCUGGCCGUGCUAGUCUAUUUUGUAAAUGCCAUUGCAGCCUUUUCGCUCCUAGUCACCAAAGGCGAGGCGGGUGGAGCGACAUUUGGGUUGGCGUUGAUCAUCUUUCUUAUUGGGACACCGGUUUCCUUUGUAUUUUGGUACCGCCCUCUCUACAAUGGGGUCAAGCAAGAUUCGAGUAUUAGCUUCUUUUUCUUUUACUUUAACUAUGGGUUUCACUUGGCGGUUGCGGCUUUAUUUGCUGUUGGGAUACCUGGCUGGGGCGGCUGCGGUGUCAUUCUCGCACUUUCUCAACUGGGCAAGAAUGUGCCAUCCGGUGUCCUGUGUGCAAUAUCAGCUGGUCUCUUCAUCUUUGAGUGUGUGUAUGGGUUAUGGCAGAUCAAAAAUGCAACCGUUUAUUUCCGAAGCAAAGGCAUGAGUGCCCAGCAGGCCCGGAAUCAGGCUGUUGCUGGGUUUGCUGGUAGCAAAGUUGGGCAGGAGUUGGCGGGACAUGCGGUAAAGACUGCCGUUGCCGACAUGCGAAGGUAAUUUUUAGAUAGGUAGGCAUAUAAUUGUCUGUAAGGAUUUUUUCUAAAAAAGAUUCUAAUGUGGAAUGAUAUA